Messenger RNA from Alnus glutinosa, 2166 nucleotides. RefSeq names its product cytochrome c biogenesis protein CCS1, chloroplastic. The coding region runs from base 139 to 1809 and encodes 556 amino acids. The transcript is spliced from 8 exons. Lineage: Eukaryota; Viridiplantae; Streptophyta; Magnoliopsida; Fagales; Betulaceae. The record is from RefSeq and is a predicted model, not a curated record.
UUGGCUACACAAAUGAGAAAGAGAAAUAUCUGCUGCUUUUUGGAUAAAGUCAUAAAACUAACAGCCAUGGUCGUUACACCUCACAGUGGCCAGUGCAGUUCUGAAACUGAGAGAGACCCAGUUCCAUAGGCUCCACCAAUGGAGGCUUUGAACCCAUCUCUACCCAAGACCCUUUGCUUCAAAUCCCAUCUUCUCCGUUCCACCUUCAAACCCCAGCUCGUCCCCUACAGCUCCAAAACUCAGAGUCUCAGCGGUUCAAGAGGUCUCUCAUUCACCUUCACUUGCAAGCUAAAGACCCCUCAAGAUGUCAACAACAAGGACAAGAGCGUAUCCAAGAAGAUUGUGCUGUCGGACGCGGCACCGCCGCUGGCGGAGGAGGGUGGUGGAGGAACUGGAAAUGGGAAGGUUCCGGCAAAGUCAGGGAGUGUAGGUGGUGUGAUGGGGUUGGUGAAGAGGUUCCCCAGAAGGGUUCUGACGAUUCUGUCUAAUCUGCCUUUAGCUAUUGGAGAAAUGUUCACUGUUGCUGCUCUAAUGGCCCUGGGUACUUUCAUUGAUCAAGGUGAAGCUCCAGACUUCUAUUUCCAAAAGUACCCUGAAGAAAAUCCUGUAUUGGGAUUCUUCACUUGGAGAUGGGUUCUCACCCUUGGGUUUGACCACAUGUACUCGUCCCCCAUUUUUCUUGGAACAUUAGUUCUCCUGGGUGCAUCACUGAUGGCCUGCACUUACACAACACAGAUCCCCCUGGUUAAGGUCGCAAGAAGAUGGAAUUUUGUAAGCUCUACUGAGGCUAUCCGCAAGCAGGAAUAUUCAGACAUUCUGCCCAGAGCAUCAAUUCAAGAUUUAGGUGUUAUUCUGAUGGGAGCUGGAUAUGAGGUAUUCUUGAAAGGGCCAUCCUUAUAUGCCUUUAAGGGGCUUGCUGGUCGAUUUGCCCCUAUUGGAGUACAUUUAGCAAUGCUACUGAUAAUGGCCGGUGGAACUCUUAGUGCAGUUGGGAGCUUCAGAGGUUUAGUCACAGUUCCACAGGGGCUGAAUUUUGUUGUUGGGGAUGUAUUAGGUCCAAGUGGAUUUCUCUCUACUCCAACUGAAGGUUUCAAUACCGAGGUUCAUGUCAACAGAUUCUACAUGGACUACUAUGACAGUGGAGAGGUAUCACAGUUUCACACUGAUCUUUCACUGUUUGACCUUGAUGGGAAGGAGGUAAUGAGGAAAACAAUUAGCGUAAAUGAUCCUUUAAGGUAUGGUGGGAUUACUAUAUACCAGACAGAUUGGAGUUUUUCAGCACUGCAAAUUCUUAAGGAUGAUGAAGGACCUUUUAAUCUGGCUAUGGCACCUCUAAAGCUCAACGGAGACAAGAAGCUUUUUGGGACCUUCUUACCUGUCGGAGAUGCUGAGUCUCCUAAUGUUAAGGGAAUAUCAAUGCUUGCUCGUGAUCUACAAUCAAUCGUCCUGUAUGAUCAGGAAGGAAAAUUUGUUGGAGUUCGACGGCCUAGCUCUAAGCUCCCAAUUGAUAUAGAUGGUACAAAAAUUGUUAUUGUAGAUGCAAUAGGUAGUAGUGGCCUUGACUUGAAGACUGACCCCGGGGUGCCAGUUGUUUAUGCUGGAUUUGGUGCUCUAAUGCUCACAACUUGCAUCAGUUAUCUGUCCCAUUCACAGAUUUGGGCCUUACAAGAUGGAACAACAGUUCUUGUUGGAGGAAAAACUAACCGAGCAAAGGGUGAAUUCCCAGAGGAGAUGAAUUGCUUGCUUGAUCGGGUCCCAGAAAUAGUUGAAUCAUCUCUUUCCAAGGAACCUGAUAGAAAUAGUGGCUAGUUUAUGAGACCUAGAGAUGGAAAGGAAGAUCGCUUGAAGUGAGAUGAUACAAUCUGAAUGUCCAGCUUAGCAAAGAAGGGCACCACUCAAUCCCAAGUUAAUUAUUUGACUCAACUUUGUCUCGGCAGCUGAAGUUGUCUUUCCAAGUGUAUAGUUGCAAGCAAUUUUCGGCUUGUAUUAGGGUUUCCAGGGCCAGGUUCCAAGCCACGAGAUUUUGUGCAGUCUUUCUUUCUCUUCCAAAUUGCAUAUUCACCAAUAAUCUCACCCACCCACCAUACAAGAUGUAAUAGUUGAGACUGUUAAAGAAAUAUGUCAUGAAUACACUAUCAUUCUUUAUAACCACUAGGUUUACACUUU